Molecule: messenger RNA, 475 nt
Organism: Cotesia glomerata
Lineage: Eukaryota; Metazoa; Arthropoda; Insecta; Hymenoptera; Braconidae
Product: serine protease inhibitor swm-1-like
Exons: 3
Coding region: 88-339 (83 amino acids)
Source: RefSeq, a predicted model, not a curated record
AAUAUAAAACUAAUUACCAACAUUGGUAUAUAAGAUAAGAACUCACAACAGAACAGUAAUAUUUGUUUUUAAGCUUUGAACGCUGCGAUGAACAAAAUAAUCGUCCUGUCGAUUACCAUAUGCGUGCAGAUUAUAAGUGCACAAAUAAUGCACAAUUGCGGUGAAGGAGAAGCUGUUCUGUUUUGCGGUCGAAUGUGCGAGGCGACUUGUCAAACUCCGUACAUUACUGAAGAAUGCAAGCAUACGGAUUGUUUAAUUGGUGGCUGCGGUUGUGAUUUUGACAAUGGAUUUGUCAGAAGUAAUAAUAGCGACAAGUGUAUUCAAAAAACUGAUUGUUAAGGAAUUACUGAUAAGAUAAUAAUGGCCUCUAUCGAAGGAUAUUUUUAUCCAAUAAUACUAACAGUAAUGUAUUUUAAAAUACGUUUUUUUUUACACGGAAAAAAUUUAAGUGAAAAUUACAAUAAUAAUAUCGUAA